UAUGUGUUUAUAAGCAAGUCAUGGGAUUUGAAAUCAGGAUUAGAAAUUGGGAUUUCCUACGUUUUUCCCCGCACGAUGAAUGAGACAUAAUGUAUUUGGAUGACAGGGAAAAAUCAGGAUGAUGUGUCCCGUCAUGCAGCGCGGCCGGGUCCCCCCCCCCCCCCCCCGCGCGCUCGUCGGAUCCAGGGAGAGAGAGAGAGCAGUAAUGGCGGCCGGUUAGACCCAUACACCGACACCGCGUCCGCAACCAGCCGCUCUCACCGCAGCCCUCCGGGGGCAGCCAGCCUCUCACGUCGCGGCGGAGCCUGCGCUACAGACACGGAGCGGAGACACGGGCUUCAGGGGGGACGGGAAUCCUUUAGUGGACCGCUGCUGUCUGGGACUUUCCUUCUACUUUUCUAAAAAAAAAAAAAAAAAAAAAAAAAAAAAAUUAAAAAAAACAUGGAUGAGCACCCCUGCGGAGGAGGAGGGGUCGGAGCGGGCGCUCCACGACAGCCUCCGCCGCCGCAGCAGCAGCAGCAGCCGGGAAGCAACAGCAGCGCUAAUCCGCCGAUCGGUGGCGGUGGAGGAGUCAUGGUGCCACACCAACCGGACGAGCUGCCUCGGCCGCAGCAGCAGUACACCAUCCCCGGCAUCCUGCACUACAUCCAGCAUGAGUGGGCCCGGUUCGAGAUGGAGCGGGCGCACUGGGAGGUGGAGAGGGCCGAGCUCCAGGCGAGGAUAGCGUUCCUGCAGGGAGAGAGGAAAGGUCAGGAGAACCUGAAGAACGACCUGGUCAGAAGAAUAAAGAUGUUAGAAUACGCUCUGAAGCAGGAGAGAGCAAAAUAUCACAAGUUAAAAUAUGGAACAGAGUUGAACCAAGGAGAGAUGAAGAUGCCAAGCUUUGAAUCAGACACCAAAGACUCAGAGGUCUCUGCUGUUCCCGCCAACAGUCAGCUCACCUGGAAACAAGGAAGACAGCUGCUCAGACAGUACCUGCAGGAAGUCGGAUACACGGACACCAUCCUGGAUGUUCGCACCCAGAGGGUUCGCUCUCUGCUCGGCUUGUCGGGAUCAGAGCAGAACGGAUCCGUGGAGAACAAGAACCUGCAGCACCUGAUCAACGGGACGGAGCGCCGCAAGGACAGCAAGAGGAGUCCAGGUGACGUUCUGGAGACGUUUAACUUCCUGGAGAACGCAGAGGACAGCGAUGAAGACGAGGAUGAGGAGGGAGACCUGAUGGACGACAUCAGCACCGACAAACACCACCGAGCCAAGAAACACAAGACCAAGGUCGGGAACGAGGGCUUGGCGUCGGAGGACGACGCCGACACAGAGGAGGCUCUGAAGGAGUUUGACUUCUUGGUGACAGGCGAGGACGGAGAGGGGGCGGGCGAAGCUCGGAGCUCUGGAGACGGGACGGAGUGGGCUGAGCCUUUACCAUUUCCUACCGGCGGGGGGAAGUCCUUCCUGUUGGGGGGGUCGGACGACGUGCUGGAGAGCGUGCUGGGUUUGGGUGACCUCGCUGACCUCACCGUCACAAACGAUGACACAGAUUACAGCUACGAUCUGCCAUCCAAUAAGGAGUCUUCGUUCAGGAAGACGUGGAACCCGAAGUACACGCUGCGGAGCCACUUUGACGGCGUUCGAGCGCUGGCCUUCCACCCUGUCGAGCCCUGCCUGGUCACCGUGUCCGAGGACCACACCCUCAAACUGUGGAACCUCACCAAGACCGUCCCCGCCAAAAAAAGUGCCUCUUUUGAUGUGGAACCCAUCUACACAUUCAGAGCCCAUGUUGGUCCAGUGUUGUCGUUGGCGAUGACCUCCAGUGGCGAACAGUGUUUCAGCGGAGGCAUCGACUCAACCAUCCAGUGGUGGAACAUCCCCAGCUCAAAUGUCGACCCCUACGACACCUACGAUCCCAGCGUCCUAGCAGGCUCGUGGCUGGGGCACACGGACGCCGUGUGGGGAUUGGCUUACAGCGGCAUCAAGAACCGCCUCCUGUCCUGCUCGGCGGACGGAACGGUGAAGCUGUGGAACCCGACAGAGAAGAACCCCUGCAUCGGCACUUUCAACACAAACAAAGAGCACGGGAUUCCCACAUCUGUGGACUUCAACGGUUGUGACCCCGCCCACAUGGUGGCGUCCUUUAACAGUGGAGACGUGGUGGUGUACGACCUGGAGACCUCCCAGCAUGCACUGGUGCUGAAGGGCCAGGGAGAUGGCACUCUCCCCGGGUCCAAUCAUAUCAACAAGGUGGUGAGUCAUCCCACGCUGCCGGUCACCAUCACCGCUCACGAAGACCGACACAUCAAGUUCUACGAUAACAAGUCAGGUAAAGUGAUCCACGCCAUGGUGGCUCACCUGGACGCAGUGACCAGUCUGGCCGUGGAUCCCAACGGGAUCUACCUGAUGUCUGGCAGUCACGACUGCUCUCUGCGUCUGUGGAACCUCGACAGUAAAACGUGCGUUCAGGAGAUCACCGCUCACCGUAAGAAGAGCGAGGAGGCCAUCUACGACGUGGCCUUCCACCCCUCCAAGGCCUACAUCGCCUCCGCCGGAGCCGACGCCCUCGCCAGGGUCUACGUCUAGACUAGGAGGAGGAGGAGGAAGAAGAGGGGGAGGAGGAGGAGGAGGAAUCAGAUGACUGCGGGGGCGAGAGACUCAGAGAAAGAGAGAGAGAGAGGCUAGGCCGUUCACACACACACACAAGCACACACAUACACACACACACACACACACACACGAUUCAGGUCUGUUCAGGUCUCUGAACACAGAAUAUAUAUUAAUGAAAGACUGGAGGUGAUGAGGAUCUCCACUGGACGACUGAACACACACACACACACACACACACACACACACACACACAGUUUAAGUUAAGAGGUGGAGCGCUGACUGACUGAGAGACGUUCAGGAGCAGAAACGUUGUGGAAAUGUUGUUUAAACCUGCAGGUCGACACACAGCAGCUCACCUGCAGCUCACCUGUCCUGUGAUGUCAUCUCCCCCCUCCCAGUCUGAACAUAGCUCUGAUGACACUACAUGAAGCCCCACCCCCUCCCUCCCUCCCUUGUUUUAACGCUAGUUUGACCUGCAGCUCGGACAGGAGCGGAGCCGGCUCAGUGGCGUUCUUGUUUCCGUCAGCGUUCUGUAGUUUGCCGUGUUUUUCAUCAACAUCACGUCCAGAUGUUUCCACGUUUGGUUCUCGCAGCGGGAGAACGUCCCUGGGAGAGCCGCCAGCGCUGCGUCCAACGCUCAGCAAACGCCCCACAGCGUCUGAUUUCUGCACAAACACAAUGUCGUUCCACCUUAACUCUGCACCAGCCGCUCAGCUGCAGGACACGAACCAACGACUCACAGGAUUAUUUUGGCUUUUUUUUUUUUUUUUUUUAUGUGACGGUUCAUAAAGUCGAGAAAUUCCCCAAACAGAAUCGGACCUAUUACAUCAUGUUUUAACUUCACCACUCGAGCCAAUCAGUGUCCAGUGUCUCUCUGAAGGCGUCACCUUGGACUCUGCAGAACUGUGAUGGACAUCUUCCAACGUUGAAAUGAUUAAAUGAUUGAUCAGUGAAUUGGUAAUGAGCCCGGUGAUCGGCAGCAGCCCUCAGGUGUUGCUCUUCGCUCCUGCUAAAAUAAAUCGGUUCAAGUUUUCAGCGCUGAUAAAAGAGCAGGCGGCCGGUUUCACAAAACACCUUAAGUUUGCUACUUAAGCCUGAAACUUGAGGUUUAAUUUCUCUUGAAUCUUUUCUAAGUUAAGGAAAAAAUUUGAGGCAUUUGCAGCAGUGAAAUUCUACUGUUUCCACGGAGACCGUUGAUUUGCUGCCAUAAGGAACGCUCUUCAUUUAUCACCAUAAAGUUUGUUCAUAUUUCAGUUAAGAUGAAGUCACCUUUAGUUUUUUCCUUAGUUUGGUCACUAAGGUCUUUUGUAAAAUGCUUUAACUGACUUUAAGUGAUUCCUUAAGUUUAAGACUAAGAUAAGGAGAAAACCUGAAAUACUUCAGUGAACAUUUUAAGGAAACUUAAAAAAAGAAAAAAAAGACUUGAGGGUGUUUUGAGCAGAUGUUUGUAUUUUAAAGAAACUUUAACUCAGACUUUGAGGAAAAUCUUAACUUAAGGUGUUUUGCAACCGGCCCCAGGACUUUUAUUCAAGCGGUUUUGAGUUUCUCUCCCCUAGUAGUGAUUGUUUCUAUAGCAACAACGAUCUGUUGUUGUUUUCCGCCGUGACAUCACCGCUGAGACAAACAGGCGGCACACGCUGCUGUAAAAAGGCGGGAAACAUUAACCAUGAAGAAAAAUGUUCGUCAUGUGCGUCAUGGUGGAAAAUGUUGACGUUGACAUGAAGCUGCGUUCACCUCGAGGUAAAUGAAACAGUUUAAAUGUUGGAAAGUGUUGCACGUGACAAACUGAGCUGAACCACAGAAGAAGAAGAAGAUCGGAGGCGGGUUUUUCCUUUAAAGCGUGUUUUAACCCUCUGUGCUUCUUUCUCUUUGAGUUUUUUAAUAAUUAAAUCUGAACCAAAGCUUCAGGAAAACAACAAAAACAAACAAACAAACAAACAAACAAACAGCUGUUCUCAGAUUUUAACCUGCCCAACUUUUUUAUAGUGUUUUUAAAGGAUGAGUUGAUUUUUGAAAACGGGUCAAAGUUGGAGAAACUUCACGAACCAACACGUGGAGUUAGAAAUCAGAUCGUCUGUCGCCGUUUGUCUCUGACGAGGUUUGAGCUGAUUGGCUGUGGAGGAUUGGUCGCCUCAGCCCCUGGUGGGCCAAUCAGAGCCCUGCGUUUAAACCCCGCCCCAUGUAAGGACUGUGGUCCAGAUGGGUUUUUUUUGUUUGUUUGUUUGUAUAAAAUAAAUUAGUUUUUAUAAUCUGUUUUUUUUUUUUUUUUUUCUAAAUGUCACCAAGGAGGAUUCUGGUUCCUCGUUCCCGUCCAGUCCUGCCAUCGACCCCGCCCACCUCACGCCCCGAUGAUUCACAGACCUCCGGGCCCGUCUCAGGCCGGUUCUUUUCACAAACUCUGGGUUCAGUUUUUGGAUCCUGUCACAGAUUUAAUGUAGAGAGUAAAGGAGAGAGGAGGGAGGGAGCUGCUGAGGAGGAGGAGGAAGAGGAGGAGGAAGAGGAGGAGGAGGAGGACAGACCUUUGUUAUUCUCUCCUGGCGUGUUCACGUCUCAUGGGGCUGAUGGUAGAGACACAAAUACAGUUGAAUGACGCUGAAGAAGACGUCAGCUAAAGUUACGUUGAGUUCAAGGACGAUCUGUCAUCUGAGUGAUUUGUCUUAAAAAGCUGCUAAAAAAAAAAAAGAAAAUGUCCACGUCCUCCAUGUUUGCGUGUUGUUUGUUCUCCUGGUUUUGGUUUGUCUUCAACAACCUCAGGAAAAUGUUGAGUAGGAGUUUAAACAUUUGAAAUGAACACGUCACCUCGGUCGGAUACAGCUUCUCUGAUGGAUUCGUUCAUUUGAAGCGACCUUCGUCCCAAACUUCAGAUCAGAUACUGACAAGCUGAGCAGCUGAAAGGAACAACUUCAGGGUGUGUUUGUUAUUCUGAGUUUCACCGUGAAGAUUCAGUGUUUGACUGCAGAAAUCAGACUUUUACAAUAACAUUUGAAUCCAUUUUUACUGUCAGUUUUAUUCAUGUGUAGCUGUGAUCUGUCGAGUCCAAGGUGACGUCACUCAGUGCUGCACAGAGAGGAAGCUGAUUGAUUUUAUAGUUGUUUUUUUAAAUAAAGAAAAUAUGUUUAAAAUAAAAUAGACCUUCAAAAAAGACAAAAUAAAAAAUGAUAAAGGUUUGAUGGCGAUGUAUCGUGUUGAAGUGAAACAUCACAGCUCAUGUUUUGGCAGUUUGACACCAACCUCUGUUAAUAAACCUGGAAAUACUCGGCUUUACAGAGUCCCUGAACACACCACAGUCUCAGUCUGUGCGUGUUGGGUGUAAACAGGUGACGACGCUGCAGUAAAUCCUCUGUAGAGGUCUGCAGGCUGCUCCUCUUCCUCCUCCUCUUCAUCCUCCUCCUCAAAUCACUGUGUGAUCUUUUUCUUCACGUUUCUCGGCCACAGCUUCACUGAGCAGGAGUUUCUUAUUUAUAUCAUUAGAUGGUUUUUAGUCUCAUCUAGUAGAACCGGUUCCGACCCGCUCGGACUCGCGGGGAGUUUUUCAUUUUAUCGUCGUGUUCCGGUUUUAAUUUAAUUUUUUCUAACUGAAGGGAUUUGUAACGCGCGCGGCUCCUGAUCGAUCACAACUCCAAACAAAACGUUUUAUUUUUGUUUUAUUUUCACCCACGCUACAACUUACUGUGUAACUAAAGACUUUUUUUUGUUUGUGUAAUGCAUGAUUAAUACAAUAAAAGUAUUUUUUCUAGUCUUCCAAAAAAUGGAUAAAAAAAAAGGUUCUGAUCAGUUUGCGAGUUUUGAUGAGUUUUGUAAGUUUUUUUUUUUUUUUUUUUUUUUUUGAUUUACAAACUAUGAAACAGCAGAUUUUAAAGAUUGUACCACAUAGCAGAAUACAACUGUUGAAAUGUAUAUAAAAUGUCUAUAAUAACUAUUAAAUGGUGUACCUGUACAGAG
Seriola aureovittata is the source of this 6537-nucleotide messenger RNA. RefSeq names its product striatin, calmodulin binding protein 3 (gene strn3). Bases 442 to 2571 code for a protein of 709 amino acids. Gene Ontology annotation, cellular component: dendrite. Gene Ontology annotation, molecular function: protein phosphatase 2A binding; calmodulin binding; armadillo repeat domain binding. The transcript has 16 exons. Lineage: Eukaryota; Metazoa; Chordata; Actinopteri; Carangiformes; Carangidae. The record is from RefSeq and is a predicted model, not a curated record.